Carya illinoinensis is the source of this 1256-nucleotide messenger RNA. RefSeq lists its product as uncharacterized. Lineage: Eukaryota; Viridiplantae; Streptophyta; Magnoliopsida; Fagales; Juglandaceae. The transcript is spliced from 4 exons. Bases 228 to 902 code for a protein of 224 amino acids. The record is from RefSeq and is a predicted model, not a curated record.
CUCACGUACUGCAGACGCAAUCUCCAAGUCCAAUUGCCGCAGCGCGAACCGGUCAGCUGCUCCCACCAGUAGAUAUUCUCCCUCUCCCUCUCUCCCACGCAACAGGAAGAGUCUCGAAACCGCCAUAGCCAUUGCUCUACUUGGAGGAAACCCCACCUCGCGAGUACUUGUUGCAUAUUUCGAAGAACUAAAUUCGUCUGUAAAGUCGAAAUAAACGAAACGCCGCUAUGUCGAUUCGAAAUCUACCGAGUCCUAAGCUUUUUUCUGUUUUUCUCGUCUUCUCGGUCUUCCUCAUCCGUUUUCCAGGAUUGGUAUUACCGGCAGUUGUUACCCUCGAAUCCAUGGAGAUAUUUAAAACCCACGAGUGGAUACCGAACGCAAAACCAAUAGUUUAUUUCCGGUGUAAAGAGGAGAACAAGACGGUGCUGCCGGAUGUAAAGAAAGCGCAUGUCUUGUAUAGUUUCAAAGGUGAAGAGUCUUGGCAGCCUCUGACAGAACUUUCAAGUAAAAAGUGUAAGCGGUGUGGGUUUUAUGAGGAGGAUAGUUUCAAAUCAGAUGAUGUAUAUGAAGAGUGGGAGUUUUGUCCAAGUGAUUUUUCUGGUCCCGAUGGGAAAUAUAUCCGGUUCAAGGACAAGGAAUUUAAUGCUACUUUUUUGUGCCCGAAAUGUGUUCCUUUUGCAAAUGCUUCAAGUUCUGCAUCCAGCUCACAUGGUGGAGGAAAGAGAAUAAAUGUUGCUCUAAUCAUAUUGAUCAGUGUUGUGGUUUCAACAGUAUUGAGUUUUGGAGUAGUGGGUGUGUAUAAAUACUGGCAAAAGAAGAAGAGGGAACAAGAUCAGGCUCGGUUUCUGAAGCUGUUUGAAGAUGGGGAUGAUAUCGAGGAUGAGUUGGGCCUUGGUAUGUAAUAUGAUGAAUGAGAUAACUUGGUACCAUUGUACAGCGAGCUGAUCUUAGACAGAUUUUCUUUAUUGAAUGAAAAAUUAAAAUUUUGAAAUUUGCAUGCAAUAAUGUAUACUAUAGAAGGUGUAGUCUUGUGUGAGCUGUAUGGCAUUUCUCUCUCAAAAGGCAUAUGAGUUGGUUCUUAGGCCACCUUGUUCCUCCAAAUUGUUAAAUCCAGCACGAGUCUGACAGAUUGGUUCAGGGGUUGCCUACCACAGUCCAUAUAAAGGUAUGUAACUUGUUGCAGCUUGUAAAUAAAAGGGCAAUUCUGAACUACGUUGUACAACUUUUUGUAUAAGCAGCACUUGCAAGUUCAUAAA